Dendrobium catenatum is the source of this 753-nucleotide messenger RNA. RefSeq names its product probable pectate lyase 4. The record is from RefSeq and is a predicted model, not a curated record. Gene Ontology annotation, molecular function: pectate lyase activity. The coding region runs from base 1 to 753 and encodes 250 amino acids. Lineage: Eukaryota; Viridiplantae; Streptophyta; Magnoliopsida; Asparagales; Orchidaceae. The transcript has 5 exons.
AUGCAACCGUUAGAGCAUCUCCAACGAAACUCCAAACCCUCUAAUGCCGUCGCCUCAAAGCUCCAGCCGAACGAUCCUAAGUCACCAUUCUUCUCUUCCUUUGUUGCAGACGACGGCCAAGGCUCCCUACGUGAUGGAUGCCGGAAAAAGGAGCCUCUUUGGAUUGUCUUUGAAGUGUCCGGGACGAUUCACUUGUCCUCUUACUUGAGGGUGUCAUCUUACAAGACAAUUGAUGGCCGGGGACAGAGGGUCAAGCUGACAGGGAAGGGCUUGCAGUUGAAGGAAUGCGAGCAUGUUAUUGUGUGCAAUCUUGAGUUUGAAGGUGGUAGAGGCCAUGAUGUUGAUGGCAUUCAGAUAAAGCCCAAGUCUAGACAUAUUUGGAUUGAUCGGUGCAGCCUGCGUGAUUAUGAUGAUGGUUUGAUUGAUAUCACACGGGAGAGCACUGACAUUACUAUCUCCAGAUGCCACUUUGCAAUGCAUGAUAAAACAAUGCUUAUUGGAGCUGAUAGCAGCAACAUUACUGAUAGAUGUAUCCGAGUGACAAUACAUCACUGUUUUUUUGACGGCACAAGACAGAGGCACCCACGUCUUAGGUUUGGGAGAGUUCAUCUUUACAAUAAUUAUACAAGAAAUUGGGGUAUAUAUGCGGUACUCUCUCAGUGCAAUAUAUAUGAAGCAGGAGAGAAAAAAACUGUGUUUAAGUACAUGCCUGAGAAGGUUGCUAGUAGCCUGUCUCCCAGAACCAUCAUUUGA